AUAUCUCGCCAACCUACUGUAAUUAAACCUCUGUGAUUCACAGAUGAUGAAUCUUCAAGCUCAGAUUUUUCCUGAAAGGAAAUUGUACUAUAUAACAAUCAAUUCUCCAAUCUCUCAGCCCAUUGUGGAGAAACUCUCAUUUGUGAAGAGAAAGAUCUAAGCCCAUUGUGGAGAAAAGAAACUCUCAUUUGUGAAGAGCAAGAGACAAUGGAGGAAGCAAAACUGAAGUUGUAUGACAUGAUGAUUUCUCUAGCGAAGCCCAUGGCUCUGAGAUCUGUUGCUUUGCUCAAUAUCCCUGAUAUCAUGGCCACCCAUGGCCAAGAAACUCACUAUCUCUCCGUAGAGGAGAUAGCUUCUCAUAUGUCUCCUCCUCCUGCAAAUCUAGAAAUUCUCUGCCGCAUUCUGAGGUUUUUGGCUUCCCAUGGUGUGUUCGCUGAAAGUGGGGAUAGAUUUGGAUUGAAUGAUGUUUCAAAAUUGCUUGUGCAGAAAGGGAAUGAAGAAUCGUUGGCACCAUAUCUGCUGUUUGUAAGUGGGAAGGUGGCGGUGGGUCCUUGGCAACAUUUGGAUGCAGCUGUGGUUGAAAACUGUAAUCCAUUUGAGAAGGAAUAUGGAAUGAGUAGCUGGGAAUACGCAAGCAAAAAUCCCAAGUCAGCCAUGACCUUUCACCGUGGUAUGGCGUCUUAUGCAAACUCUGUCAUGCCUUAUGUGGUUGAAAAGCACAAAGGGUUUGAGGAUAUAAAAAGCUUGGUGGACGUUGGGGGAGGUGUGGGGGCUUCCUUGCAUAGCAUAGUAAGCAAAUAUCCUCACAUUCAUGGCAUCAAUUUUGAUCUUCCUCAUGUGGUGAGCAAUGCGCCUCCUAUUCCCGGUGUAGAACACGUAGGUGGCAGUAUGUUUGAGGGAAUACCUACAGCUGAUGCAGUAUUUCUCAAGUGGGUGUUGCAUAACUGGGAUGACAAGCAUUGUGUGACACUACUAAAGAAAUGUUAUGAUGCCAUACCAGAAAAUGGUAAGGUUAUAAUUGUGGAGACAAUUGUAGAAAGCCAAGGAAGUUUGAUGAGGCCUCUGCAACUAUCUUUUGACAUGUCCAUGAUUUUCUGCAAUGGAGGUGCAAAGGAGAGGACUGAAGAAGAAUUCAAAUCCCUAUUUAAGGAUUCUGGAUUUAAAUGCUACAUAAUAACCAAGUUGCCAUUAUUGGAGUCGAUUAUAGAGCUAUCAAAAUUUUUAAGUAUAGAUCUCACCCAUUUCCCUAUUUCUAAUGUACAUUACAAAUUAUAUAUUUUCAACUUCUAAGUCCCUUUAUACCCAAUGUCAUUUAAUUUGGAUAAGUUGGUUUUAUUAUGUUUGAAAUUAUAAUUAUGUAUGUUAUUCAAAUUUCAAACAACUGGAUUUCCUUAAAAUAUUUUGUGAUGAA
This is a messenger RNA of Cryptomeria japonica (Japanese cedar), 1411 nucleotides long. RefSeq names its product caffeic acid 3-O-methyltransferase 2-like. The record is from RefSeq and is a predicted model, not a curated record. The transcript has 3 exons. Gene Ontology annotation, biological process: methylation. NCBI's taxonomy places the organism in Eukaryota, Viridiplantae, Streptophyta, Pinopsida, Cupressales, Cupressaceae. Bases 208 to 1290 code for a protein of 360 amino acids. Gene Ontology annotation, molecular function: protein dimerization activity; O-methyltransferase activity; S-adenosylmethionine-dependent methyltransferase activity.